This is a messenger RNA of Diachasma alloeum, 873 nucleotides long. It is a transcript of the gene Dhfr, whose product is annotated as dihydrofolate reductase. The transcript has 6 exons. Gene Ontology annotation, biological process: glycine biosynthetic process; folic acid metabolic process; tetrahydrofolate biosynthetic process. Bases 194 to 823 code for a protein of 209 amino acids. Gene Ontology annotation, cellular component: mitochondrion. Lineage: Eukaryota; Metazoa; Arthropoda; Insecta; Hymenoptera; Braconidae. The record is from RefSeq and is a predicted model, not a curated record. Gene Ontology annotation, molecular function: NADP binding; dihydrofolate reductase activity.
UUAUUAAUUAUUUUAUCAAUAAUUUUUGCGUCAGGGAACAUCCGAAACCAUUUCAACCGCAGCCAACGAAAAAAAACUAAUUUUUUGACUGAUUCUAUGGAACUUCGGACUGCCCUCUGCUGGUUUAUAAGCCAGCGUAUCGGGCGUAUCGAGGGAGAUAGAGAAUAGCCGUUACGAAAUUUGAAAGAAACACAUGAUUCGAUCAGUUGGUGUUUGCACUGGUUCCACUGGUUUCGUUCAGUUUCGAUCGUUGAGUUCAGAUAUGCAGCUGGGAUUGAAUCUGAUCGCUGCGGCAUGUGAGAAGGGGGGGAUUGGGGUGGAUGGACGUCUGCCAUGGAAAUUAAAGAGUGAGAUGAAGUUCUUCUCUGACAUGACGACGAAUACCAAAGAUGACACCAAGCAGAAUGUUGUGCUGAUGGGCAGAAGGACCUGGGAGUGCAUUCCGAAAAAAUAUCGACCUCUUCAGAACAGGAUAAACAUGGUCUUGACCAGUCAAGACUUGAACCUUGGCGACGAGGCCAUUGUCUGCAAAAGCAUUCCUGCAGCAAUAGAAAUGAUUUCUAAUGGUCCUUUGAAGGAGAAGGUCGAGCAGAUUUGGGUCAUUGGAGGAAGUUCUGUUUAUGAAGCUGCAAUGCAAUCUCCGAAAUUUCACCGACUUUAUCUGACAGAAAUAAAGAAACACUUCGAAUGCGACACGUUUUUCCCAGACAUUCUUAACGACUUUGUCACAGUUACAGAUCCGAACGUCCCUCAAGGUGUUCAACAAGAAAAUGGAAUUGAAUUCGAGUACAAAGUCUACCAGAGAAGCAACAAAGAUCUGUAACCAUUUCAAAAUGUCAGCGACAAAUAAACUGCAUUUAUUUUUCACCUUUA